AUGUCGUCGAAGGACAGCAGUCCUCUCGCAAUUAUCUUAUUUAUCUUAGUGCUGUUGGUCCAUGUGUCAUCAAGGGUAUCUGCAGCGAAACCUCUGGUGGUAGCGUUCCAAAAUCAGCCACUGAUUGCCUCCAAGCUGCAGGACUUGUCGUCACCCCCGGAGGAAUGGACGUUGCAGUGGGUAGAAGAUACCAGUUUUGUCCACUCUCCAUUCCAAGUGUCAUCAGAAGAAGAGGAUGAAAUAAUCAACAAACCACCCAGAAGAAUCUUGUGGAUGGGAAGAAUGGACGAUAGAUCCUAUGAUCCUUCCUAUUAUUCAUCUAGACAAGCAAAAGCCAAACUGCCACAGGCGUCCCAUCCCUUGCGCAUGGAACAAUGGAAUCUCACCCUGGCUUGGAAAGAAGAAAGGAGACAACGAGAUAAGAUUCUGACGUUUGAAUUCAACGAAAAUGGAUACGUUCGUAGUCGACACCCAAACAGAGCCAAGAAUACCUACCAACAACCACCAAAAAAGAGACAGUAUACCCAACAAUACUACAAGAAGAAACUAUGGAAAUUGCUGCCAGAAAGAAUACAAAAGCGCUCGGCUGCCUUGGGUAUACUAGCACCACCACCAGAAGAAACAACGUUACCCUAUUUCGUGGCAGGGACUUGGAAACUGGCCCCGUCGGGAGUCACUUGGAACAUGAGAUGGGAUGGCAAAACAUACCAUUUCUUUGCCGACUUACACGCCAAUCCGUUUGGACGACAUCCCAAAAUGUUUCGAGGAAUUGUCAUGCGAGAUCGUAGAUCUUUUCCCCUGCGACUACUCUUUCGGCCCAUUGUCGCAACCUUUUCCGGCAGGGGGGUCGGCGCAGAUACCGCAGACUUUACCUACAAGAGUCGGGGAGGGGUGUAA
Seminavis robusta is the source of this 897-nucleotide messenger RNA. The record is from the annotation of a GenBank genome assembly. Lineage: Eukaryota; Bacillariophyta; Bacillariophyceae; Naviculales; Naviculaceae.